Lagopus muta (rock ptarmigan) is the source of this 2372-nucleotide messenger RNA. RefSeq names its product coagulation factor VII-like. The coding region runs from base 185 to 1462 and encodes 425 amino acids. Gene Ontology annotation, biological process: proteolysis; blood coagulation. The record is from RefSeq and is a predicted model, not a curated record. NCBI's taxonomy places the organism in Eukaryota, Metazoa, Chordata, Aves, Galliformes, Phasianidae. Gene Ontology annotation, molecular function: calcium ion binding; serine-type endopeptidase activity. Gene Ontology annotation, cellular component: extracellular region. The transcript has 8 exons.
CACAACAGCAGUUCCCCAUACGGGCGGGCUGCAGGCUGUGCCUCACGCUUCGCCCUGAUUGUUGCGGUUCCCAUGACUCUCCAGCCCCUCCUCUGGCUCCCAGCAUUGGAGGCUGAGCCCUUUGGCCCAACAGCCUGCUCUGAAGUGUCAAUACGCCACCAGGACGCCAGCUUGCAGGGUCAGCAUGGUUUCCAGGCACUGCAUGGCUUUGCUGCUGUGCUUCCCGCUGCUUGUUCCUCCUUCUCUGGAAGCAGUCUUUUUAAAGCAGGAAGAGGCAAACAGCAUUUUUCAAAGGCGCAGAAGAGCCAAUAGCUUCUUCGAAGAGAUAAAGCUGGGGUCACUAGAGCGAGAAUGCAUGGAAGAAAAGUGUUCAUUUGAGGAAGCAAGAGAAAUCUACCGUGAUGAUGAGAGGACAAAAGAGUUCUGGCACAUCUAUUCUGACCCCAACCAGUGUGACUCCAGCCCCUGUCAGAACGGAGGGAUCUGCGAUGACCAGUUUCAGGAUUACGUCUGCCGCUGUCCUCCGGCGUAUGAGGGCAAAAGCUGUGAGACAGCUGUGGACAAGAACCUGAAGUGCAUUUACGACAACGGCGGCUGUGAGCAGUACUGUGCUGACCAGCAGUCUGAAAAACGAGUGUGCUUCUGUGCAGAGGGCUACACUUUAGCAAGUGAUGGCGUGUCCUGCAUUCCCCAAGUAAAAUACCCUUGUGGAAAAAUACCAGUGCUGGCAAAAAAGAAUGCAACUGCUCAGGGGAGAAUAGUAGGUGGUGUCACCUGUCCUCCAGGUGAAUGUCCAUGGCAAGCCCUUAUAAUACAGGAUCAGAAAGGGAAGUGUGGUGGUAGUCUGCUCUCGCCAGAAUGGGUGGUGACUGCAGCUCAUUGCCUGGAUUACACUCAUUCCAAACAGCUCCGGGUGAGGCUGGGUGAAUACUCAAUAAAAGUUGACGAGAAAACUGAGCAAGAAAGUGGAGUUAGCAAGAUCAUCAGACACGAAGAAUACACCAAUGGACAAGUCAAUCAUGACAUUGCCCUCCUGAAGCUGGAAACACCCGUGAAUCUCACCGAUUUCGUGGUGCCAAUAUGUUUGCCUGAAAAACGGUUUGCCAUGUAUGAGCUGUCCUCCAUUAAGUUCUCAACGGUGAGCGGAUGGGGACGGCUACUAGAUGGAGGGGCUACUUCUACUUUUCUGAUGCGAGUUGAUUUGCCGCGUGUAAAGACACAAGAAUGUGAAAAGCAGGCCAAUUUAAACAUCACUGAGAAUAUGUUCUGUGCAGGAGACCUGACUGGCAAAAAGGAUUCCUGCAAAGGAGACAGUGGUGGACCUCAUGCCACAAAGUACAAGAACACCUGGUUUCUGACUGGGAUUGUCAGCUGGGGAAAGGGUUGUGCUGUUGAAGGCAGCUAUGGGGUUUACACAAGGGUAUCUAGAUACAUCGACUGGUUGAAGAGGUACAUGGAAUGACAGCAGUGAACCACAGCAUUUCCCUUCCUUCAUCCCUCUGUGGCAUUUUUGUACUGAAGCAUUCCUCCAUUAACUUAGACACGUGGUAAAUGUGAUACUGUUCACGAUUUUCAAUGAGCCUAAUGCCUGCCUGAAUACAUAAAAUAACUCUGAUAUUGUUGUAAACUUCAGUGUUCUUGUCAAGAGGCCACAGAAAGGCCCUAUCAAACCAGACUCAGAGUCCCUCAUUCUUCACCCAUUAUCUAGUAACAGAAAAGCUUGGUGCUGAGAAACGCCGUCAGUAAUGUGUCGAGUACACCGCGAUCCUUCCGUGUGCUGCCAUUGUGGCUGCUGGUAAUCAAUGAUGUACAGACUUCCUGAGCAAGAAGUCACAUGAGUCUGAAUGAUUAUGAAUGACCCCAUUUGCCAUACACAUGUGCAAUCUCUUUCAAACACAUUUACACUUUGGGCUUUCACAACUUCCUGUGCUGAUAGGUCCUGCAAUAUAAUGAAGCAACAGCAGGAGAAAGAGAAAUGGUGUUUCUUUUAGCUUAUGGUGAGGGAACUUUCUCUUGCAGUCCCAACAGGUGAAUUUAAGAGAGAGGAAUUGCAGAGCAUCCUCAGGACAAGAAAGCUGGGAAAAGAUUAAUUCCACAUUUACAAGUCUGCUAUGAAAAGUUGAUUUUAGUCUUCCUGCACUAAAUAUUAUUGCAGUAAGGCUAUUAACAAUACAUUUAUGAUUGAUGAAGAAUGCCACAGAGCUAAUCCCAUAUUUGCCUUUCUGUAAAAUUUGGAUUAUUUCAAAUUAUGCUGAAUAUCAGAUUAAUCACAAAGACUUAUCAGCAAGUAGGACACUUACUGUGCUCUAGUAUCAGGGGAGAACACUGGCAUUAUACAGUACAUGUAAUACCAAACAUCCCAAAAUCUGUGU